This is a messenger RNA of Prunus dulcis (almond), 1644 nucleotides long. Its product is annotated as DUF21 domain-containing protein At5g52790. Gene Ontology annotation, cellular component: intracellular membrane-bounded organelle. The record is from RefSeq and is a predicted model, not a curated record. NCBI's taxonomy places the organism in Eukaryota, Viridiplantae, Streptophyta, Magnoliopsida, Rosales, Rosaceae. The transcript is spliced from 14 exons. Gene Ontology annotation, biological process: magnesium ion homeostasis. Bases 1 to 1614 code for a protein of 537 amino acids.
AUGAGAGAGGACGACAUCUUUUGUUGUCAGACUGAUUUCUGGGUGUUUAUAGUCAUAUGUUUGGUGCUUGUGUCAUUUGCGGGUAUUGCAUCAGGCCUUGCUUUAGGCCUCUUGUCCUUCAGCCAAAUUGAUCUUGAGGUCCUCAUCAAGUCUGGUCAGCCCCAAGACCAGAAAAAUGCAGCAAAGAUUCUGCCGCUUGUUAAGAAUGAGCAUCUACUUUUAUGUACUCUCCUCAUAGGCAAAUCACUGGCAAUGGAGGCACUUCCCAUUUUCCUGGACUCAAUUCUCCCAGUUUGGGCGGCAAUUCUUGUGUCAGUCACCCUUGUACUGGCAUUUGCGGAGAUCAUUCCUCAAGCUGUAUGUUCUCGAUAUGGACUAAGUCUUGGUGCAAAAAUGUCUCACUUGGUACGGUUGCUUCUGGUGGUCUUCCUCCCUCUAUCAUACCCUUUCAGUAAGCUGUUGGAUUGCCUCCUUGGCAAAGGGCAUUCGGCACUCUUAAGAAGAGCAGAGCUGAAAACAUUGGUGGAUCUGCAUGCCAAUGAGGCAGGGAAAGGUGGAGAGUUGUCGCAUCAUGAGACUACGAUUAUUGGUGGUGCUCUGGAUCUGACUUUGAAGACUGCUAAAGAUGCAAUGACUCCCAUAUCUGAAACUUUUUCCCUUGACAUAAACUCCAAACUUGACAUGCAUACACUUGGUUUGAUAAUGAGCAAAGGCCACAGCCGCAUACCUAUAUAUUCUGGAAGUCGGACAAACAUUAUUGGCCUCAUUCUGGUAAAGAAUUUGAUCUUCAGCCGGCCGGAAGAUGAAACCCCAAUAAAAUACUUGACUAUCAGGAGAAUCCCAAGGGUUUAUGACUGUUGGCCUUUAUAUGAUAUACUGCAUCAGUUCCAGAAAGGUCAUAGUCAUAUGGUUGCUGUGGUGAAGAGUAAGAAGGAUACUAAUUCAAGGUUACAUUCAACACUAGCAGAGAGUAAAGGUUUAAAUUCUCGAAAUGAUCAGAAUUAUGGUCUGAGUUUCUCCAUGGACACAUCCUCUAUAUAUUCUAGUGAAACUGAAUACUGUUCUUCGACGUCGAAGCAUGUCAUGGAGCAAGACGAAGAAUCACAGACACAAAGUAAUAGACAUAAGCAAGGACAAGGUAGAAAUACAUCAUCUGAAAAUUUAGAAUCUCUUCAAAGUAGCACGGAUGAGGAGGUAAUCGGUAUCAUAACAAUGGAGGAUGUUAUGGAGGAACUGCUACAGGAAGAUAUACUAGAUGAAACAGAUAAUUAUGUCGAUGUCCACAACAAAAUCAAAAUCAACCUGCUACCAUAUUCAAGAAGAUCAUCACCCUCAAAAUCUCCAAGAAAAUCUGCAUCUCAUAUUUAUUGGAGAACUCCAGAGUCAUCUCCACUAUCUUCAUACAGCACUCCCAUACUCCGAUCACCCACUUCCCCAUACAUUCAACUUCCCAUCUUCAUAAGACCUCCUCUUUAUGCUUCCCCCGCAAAAUCAAUACUAGUUACUUCUCCAACUGGAUCUCCAGGCCUUCUUUGCAGCUCACCGUCCUCACAUCGAGCCUCAAGAAAGUCGAAUGAGAAGCUUUCCGGUGACCAUAUAGCUUCGACUCACUGAGUUAAGUUAACGGAUGUUACUGAAUGCCAC